GGAAAGUCGGGUUGGUUUUUAAAAGAGUUGGAGAAAAUGGAUGUUUUCAAAACUAUUUUGUAAUGAAAAUUUUGACAUUAUUAGAAUGAGUAGAAUGGAAUUGAAGUAUGGAAGUAGAAUUGAAUUGAAUUGGGGUAAAGAUUGGGUCGGAGUAAUUCCUUUUUUCAAGGAUUUUGAUUAUAUAACUGAUAGGAUUUUUGGCAUUAUUGGAAUGUUUGAAGGUAUUUUCACAGUUUUUUUAAAAUUUUAUGUAGGAAAAGAAAAAUGAAGUAAGGAAUGUUUUGUGGAAAAGAGAGGAAUACCGACGCAUUCUAAUAAUGCCAAAAAUUUCAUCAUUUUACCAAUUCAACCUAUUUUUAAAUAUUUGGAAGAAUAUGAAAUAAUUUUCCUUUAUUUUUCCUAAAAACAAUAUUUUUCGGACGCUCCAUACCAAAAACGAAGGAUGAGUGUUCAUUAGAUUUCAGGCGAACGCCCAAAUGACUGUUCGAGUCCAAUUCAUUUCAACCACUCCUCUUCGUUUCGCCUCCAUCUUCAAUCUCAAUCUCCGUUCUUCUCCAUUUUCCACUUCCAGGCUCUUUUGCGAACGCCGAAACGUGAUUGGAAUGGACGAAAAAGGAUUCUUACAGCCUACUGAGACAGUUGUUGCCGAUUCCGAUUUGCUGAAGAAGAAACUCGAUGCUUUGCGUUUUUCCGGUCCGCAGAAGCUCCAGGUUAUUGCUGAUUUUGAUGCUACGCUAACGAGGUACUGGAUUGAUGGCUGCCGUGGUCAAACUAGUCAUGGUCUUCUAAAGCAGGGGAAUCCUGAAUAUGAUACUAAGAGGGAUGAACUUUAUAAAUAUUACCAUCCUUUGGAAUAUUCUCCUACAAUUUCGAGAGAAGAGAAAACCAAGCUCAUGGAAGAAUGGUGGGGCAAAAGCCAUUCACUUCUGAUUGAAGGAGGACUUACGUUUGAUGCAAUAAAGCAAUCAGUUACUGCUGCCACUAUUGCUUUUAGGGAGGGAGUGGUUGAGCUGUUUGAACUUCUAGAGGAAAAGGGUGUUCCUGUUCUAAUAUUUUCAGCAGGCCUUGCUGACAUUAUAGAGGAGGUCCUGAGGCAGAAACUUCACAGAUCUUUUAAAAAUAUUAGGAUCGUUUCAAAUAGAAUGGUGUUUGAUGAUAAUGGUUGCCUUGUAUCAUUUAAGGGCAAGACGAUUCAUAGUCUAAAUAAAAAUGAGCAUGCUCUUGAUAUGGCUGCUCCUCUGCAUGACCAAUUGGGUGAUGUAGAUGGCACAAUUAAUGACAGCGCCUCUGUAAGAAAACGGACAAAUGUACUUCUUCUUGGUGACCACAUUGGGGAUUUAGGGAUGUCAGACGGUUUAAACUAUGACACUCGGAUAUCCGUGGGGUUUUUGAAUGACAACAUCGAGAACUCUCUUGAUAGCUAUCGUAAUGCUUUUGAUGUUGUUUACCUGAAUGAUGCAUCCAUGCUGGGAGUAGUUAAACUUGUACGUCAGCUCUUUCCCGUUUGAGGUGUCUGAUGGACAGAUCUCUUUUGUAUAGUUAAUGAAGGUGAUCACUUACAAUUCUGAACAUGAAUAUCGUUCUCCUUUCUGGUAGCUGAGUGACAAUACUCAUUGCUUUUACUUAGCAUUCUUUAGUAGAGUAGUUGAAUAAGGAGCCAGGCAUUUGAAUGUGAACCUGAGAAAUUAAUUUCUUGACGUAGGGUUUCUCUGCUGACAAUGGAUGCUUUUUGGUGGUCACUCAUCAUUAUUGGUUAAUCAUUUAAAGUUCCUUGUUUCAUCACAAUUCUCAAAUUUGACAUGAGAUAAAAAUGAUUAAAUCCUAUCUACUUUUGAAUAA
Molecule: messenger RNA, 1839 nt
Organism: Cucumis sativus (cucumber)
Lineage: Eukaryota; Viridiplantae; Streptophyta; Magnoliopsida; Cucurbitales; Cucurbitaceae
Product: 7-methylguanosine phosphate-specific 5'-nucleotidase A
Exons: 10
Coding region: 477-1508 (343 amino acids)
Cellular component (GO): cytoplasm
Molecular function (GO): 5'-nucleotidase activity; magnesium ion binding
Source: RefSeq, a predicted model, not a curated record